Molecule: messenger RNA, 318 nt
Organism: Sinocyclocheilus rhinocerous
Lineage: Eukaryota; Metazoa; Chordata; Actinopteri; Cypriniformes; Cyprinidae
Product: MAM domain-containing glycosylphosphatidylinositol anchor protein 1-like
Exons: 3
Coding region: 49-318 (89 amino acids)
Biological process (GO): homophilic cell-cell adhesion; synapse organization
Cellular component (GO): axon; neuronal cell body; plasma membrane
Molecular function (GO): axon guidance receptor activity
Source: RefSeq, a predicted model, not a curated record
UGUGCUUUCGUGGUUUUCCCCACAGGUAAUGAGGGAUCGCACCUGAAGAUGGAGCUUUUCUGGAUUUUAUUAUUUUCUGUAUUCCAUCGCUACGUGCAAACGCAAGGAGUUUACGCUCCUGCGAAUGCUCAGAUUGUGCAUUCUGGGCAGACAUGUGUGGUGAAGGAGGACAACAUCAGUGAAAGGAUCUACACCAUCAGAGAGGGGGACACGUUAGUUCUGCAGUGUCUGGUCAAAGGACACCCGCGGCCUCAGGUGCGGUGGACCAAGACAGCAGGCAGCGCUUCCGACAAGUUCCAGGAGACGUCCAUCAAAUAA